AUGAAAAAGAAGAGUGGUUUCCAGAUCACAAGUGUGACUCCAGCACAGAUAUCUGUGAGUACCAACAACAGUAUUGCGGAGGACACAGAGAGCUACGAUGACCUGGAUGAGUCCCACACGGAGGAUCUGUCCUCUUCUGAAAUCCUGGACGUGUCCCUCUCUCGAGCUAACGAGACAGUUGGAGCAGAGAGAAGCUCUUCGGAGGAGACGCUGAAUAAUUUCCACGAGGCAGAGACCCCCGGAGCUGUCUCCCCCAACCAGCCCUCGCACCCCCACGCCCUGAACCAGGCUCAACAGCAUGGUGGGGCCAUGGUGAACGGGACUGUGCACCAUCACCAUCAGCACCCUCAUCAUCCAAACCAUGCCCAGGUCUACUCUCUGUCCUCUGGGCCUGGGAGUAUCCCGUCUGCCCUCACUUCCGGAGGUUUACCUUGUGUCACCCAGAAAAUGCCUUCUAACAUGGGAGGCCCUCAAGAGAAUGUUUCCCAGACUGCCCCUCCAAAUAUUGUUGCCCAGCCUUUGGGGGUUGUGGCCUCGGGAUCUGUCCCUGGAAUGCACAGCUCUGUCACGGGCACUACAGUUAGCAUAGUUAAUCCCCAGACCAGCAGUGUUAGUAAUGUGAAUAUGUUGAGCUCUGCCAAUGUGCCUGUGAGGGGGGGGAUCAGCACAAGUGCUAGCAGUAGCAGUGGUGGCUUUCCUCUCAAUGUGAUAAGCAGCAGUGGGGGCAGCGGAGGUGGUGCUGUUGCACAUGGGGGCAACCUUAUGACAGCCACUAAACUCAGCAUGGUCCAGCAGCACCAAAACAUCAGCUCCAACAUCACUAUGACUACUACAACUUCUGCUGCUGCUGCUGCUGUCAGUGCCUCUGGAGGAAUGGGACUCUCCGGUGGGAUCCAGGGAAGACUUGGAGCUGCUGUGCUGCAGCCCGCGAGUGCCCCUGUCACAGCCAUGGCCACAACCUCUGUAUCACCUACUCCUGCCCCAGCUCCAGCUCCAGCCCCUGCAGUGGCCACUACCAGUUCUCGCUUCAGGGUGGUGAAGCUGGACUCUAGCUCUGAGCCCUUCAAGAAGGGCAGAUGGACAUGCACUGAAUUCUAUGACAAAGAGACCCCAGCCUCUGUUCCCAGUUCCUCUGCAUCUGAUACCGGGUCUCUCAGCAUGCGUCAGUAUGUCUCUGAGAGCUUUGCUGGCGCCUCAGAGAGGGAAAGCACAAGUGGUAGUUCUGUGAGUAGCACUAUGAGUACACUGAGCCAUUAUACUGAGAGUGUGUGCAGCGGAGAGGCUGGGGGACCCCCAGUACCCCAGCAUGCCCAGGAUUACGCCUCCCCUCCUCAGGGCUUUCAAGGAAUCCUCCCCAGUGGUUUAAGUAUGGGAGUAUCCCAAACCCAACCUCACGUGCAUGCCCAGGAUAUUACUCAUUCACAUGUGAAGUCUACUGUGGCCUCCACCGCCCCUACAAGCAUUCAUCAGCCUGCUCCCAUGCCAGGCCACCAGACCACUAUUGGACUCCCUACACCUGCUGUACCCCAGCAGCAGCAGCAGCAGCUCACCUACGCCCAGGCCGUUGCUAAUCAACCUCCAGGCUCCACGCAGGGACUAGUGGGUGUUCAGCAGCAGAAGAUAGGUUACGCUUCUCUGCCACAGCAGCCAGCCGCUGCCCAACAAGCAGCCCCAGUGCAGGCGAGGCCACCUGAGUACACCCAGCCACACCAAGGUAUCCCCCAGGCUGCAGCCCCUCAGUCUCUGUCUAACCAAGCUGGAUCAGCUCCCUCUGGGCCAGCUAAUGGAUCGUGUCAGAUGAUAGGAGGCCCUCAGCAGUCACAGGCACUCCUGCACACACAGCCCCAGCAGCCCUCCUCCCUUCAGGCCACCACCUCCACUAUGCCCUCUCAUGUUGGAGCAGCAGGUCUUGGCCAGCAGCCUCAGAGCCACCCUGGCCAUCUGGAUUGCCAGCAGCAGAAGCCACAGUCACUCCCAACGCAAAUCCAAAACCUGGGCCUGGGAGCCCAGCUGCCCUCUUCAGUCCACCAGAGCCAAGUGUCUGCACCAAGUGUGCCUCCUCCUAGCUCUCAGAGCGAUGCCCAGGCCCAGCCCCAAGCCCACAACACUGGGAGUAGUGGUAGGAUGCCCCCACAGGUUGUUCCCCACAGCCAGCCAUCUUCUGUCAGCUUGUCCCAGGACCCUAGCAGUGCCCAGGCCCUCGUUCAUGCUGCCCAGGCCAGUGCCCUGUAUGCUAGUCUGCCCACCUUCACCACCACUCAGCUGCAAGACGCCCAGCGGCUGCUCCUCCAGCACCAGUCAGCUCUGUUGGGGCUGCCCAAGUUGUCCGGAGGGGAGGCUGGAUCUGGAUCCAGCACUGGCCAGGGUCAAGAAGCUGAGGGCAAUACCACCACCGCCAGUGCCUUAACAGCAUCAGCUGGUCUUAAGACUGUCGAUGGAGAGGAGGAUGGGUAA
Lates calcarifer (barramundi perch) is the source of this 2454-nucleotide messenger RNA. RefSeq names its product TSC22 domain family protein 1. Bases 1 to 2454 code for a protein of 817 amino acids. The transcript has a single exon. NCBI's taxonomy places the organism in Eukaryota, Metazoa, Chordata, Actinopteri, Centropomidae. The record is from RefSeq and is a predicted model, not a curated record.